AGCAAACCACGUGAUCUAAGCAUUCAAGAUGGCGGCUGCCGCACGUUGUGUACGCUUUCUUCUUCGAAACCCUUCAAACGUCAAUCCGUCCUCAAGGCUUGUACUCAGAUGUCUCAAUGGCUCAAAGUCAGUAAAAACCGCUACGCCAGUAUCGUUAAGAACAAGUUUAAAAGAAGCAGGAAUGUUAAAUAGCUCCAGGAAUUACAGUUUGGUGUCCAAAGCAAAUAAUUUUACGAAUACUAUUAGACCAGUUAGUGCGCUAUGUAACAUAUCCAUUUCACCACCUCUGAACCUGGACACUACUGGRGGUUCUGGUGAAGGCAUYGAUGGUUCAGGAGACGAUGAUGGAGAGACUUGGUCUCAGAAUAGUGAAGAGGGYUAUAUAGGUGACGACACAUAGCACCUUGCCUCUGUUAAUGAAGUUAUACUUUACAAAAUGUAAUGUAAUUUGAUGUCAAAUUUUAUGGUAUUUUAAAAUCAUCCACUUGUAAGCGUGGUACAUAUUGUUUUUCACAAAAUAAACAUUUCUUUUCAACUAUCAAAA
Messenger RNA from Exaiptasia diaphana, 544 nucleotides. RefSeq lists its product as uncharacterized. The record is from RefSeq and is a predicted model, not a curated record. Bases 29 to 400 code for a protein of 123 amino acids. The transcript has 5 exons. Lineage: Eukaryota; Metazoa; Cnidaria; Anthozoa; Actiniaria; Aiptasiidae.